CAAGGUAAAACCGAGCGGACCCUCUGGCCGAUUGACACUGCUUGUUGUCUCUCUUUCAUUUGCGAAUUCACCACAGGGCAAUGGCCACCAAGCGCAACUUCUCAAAAUCUGACCUGGCGCGCGAGAAUGGAAACUUUCCCUUUGAGUCUACUCGUACUUCUCAAAUAACACCUCUCAGGUCCUAUCUGUUGCUGGCCGUCUAUGUCCUUUCUGCAAUUCUUCUAGGAUCCUCCCUUCAUUACCAGCUACCUCAGCCAAAGUCCCACCGCGGUAUCAGCCCUCAGACUGACGCUGCUGAAUUUUCCGAAUACAAUGCUCUCGAGACUAUCACCUAUUUAGGAGAGACGCUUGGCUAUCGUAUCGUUGGAACUAUCGAAGAAGCUCAAUCGGCAGACUAUCUAUUGAACAAGAUUGAAAGCUACCAGCAAUUUGCUCAGUCUAUUCCUCAAGCGCCUAAAUUUGACAUUUGGGUUCAGCACCAAAAUGGCAGCCACCGUUUUGAUAUUAUGGACCACAUGGUUUUGAAAAUGUACACCAAUGUCACCAAUAUCAUUGUGCGUCUAUCGUGUCCAGAAUCAGCUGCUCAUCCAUCACGAGAGUGUGAAAACAAUGCAGUUCUACUCAAUGCGCACUUUGAUACUACCCUGGGAUCACCAGGAGCAUCAGAUGAUGGAUCAGGUAUUGCUGUUAUGCUCGAAAUUAUUCGCAUCAUGAGCCAGCAGUCAUGGGAUGGGUAUAAGAAUUCAGUGGUAUUUUUGUUCAACGGAGCCGAGGAAUCCCUACAAGAUGCGUCACAUGCUUUUAUCACUAUGCAUGAGCUGAAGGACUCGAUUCGUGCUGUCGUUAAUGUGGAUUCAUGUGGUACGACCGGCAGAGAGAUUCUUUUCCAAGCGAACUCACGUGAAAUGAUCGAUGCCUACAAGCAGGCUCCAUAUCCUCACGGCACUGUCAUGGCAAAUGAUGUUUUCAGCACAGGAUUGAUUUUAAGUGAUACCGACUUUAGACAAUUUGUAGAAUAUGGCGAUAAUCUGACAGGUAUCGACAUGGCUCUAUACAAAAAUUCGUACUUGUACCACACACACUUGGAUACUCCAAAAUACUUGCAGAGGGGUUCCAUUCAGCAUUUGGGUGAAAAUGUCUUGGCUAUAACAAAUCAUUUGGUAAAGAAUACCACGCUGACAGGCAUUGAGAAGUCAAAUCAGGUCGUCUAUUUUGAUGUUUACGGCAAAUUCUUCCUAGUCUACUCUUGGGAAACCGCUUUCAUCAUUCAAAUGGCUACGGUUGCUGCUUCAGGUUGCUUCUUUGCAUACACCUUGUGGCGAUCUACGACCACCUCGCCUUAUCGAUCGAUCACCCAAACCGUCACUGCUUACAUCGUUUCCAUCAUCUCUGUUUUGAUAAGCUUUGCAUCCGCCGUCAUUGCCCCGAAUAUUGUUGCUUUCAUCCUUACAAGUAGCUUGAUCGAUAGACCGAUGACAUGGUUCUCCAACGAAGCACUGGGUGGACUCAUCUUUGGUCCUGCAGCUCUUUGUGCCGUUUUGGCUACUCAGUUGGCGUUUAGCUUGAUCCCCAUUGCUCCUCACCCUGAUCCGGAACAUGCUGGGUUUAUCUCCGUACUAAUGUGUUUUACCCUUGUUACCAUGGCCACUACCUUGUCUGGAGUUGCAAGCUCUUACAUUUUCUUUGUUUUCACCUCCGUGUUGCUCGUCGCUAGUGUUGUGAACGAAGUCUUCUUGGCUCCUACAGCUAACAAGUCGUCGCCAAAGAGCAGCUCAAGAGUUGGUCGCUUAAGUCAUUGGACCUAUAUGAUCAGUGUCUUCCCCUUGUCCUUCAUCUACAUCGACUACGUGUUCUCAUUGAUCGACAUCUUCGUUCCACUCACUGGGCGUAUGGGUAUCGACACUCCUGUGGACAAUAUCGUUGGUUUUAUCUUUGGCAUGGUCACAUUCAUGCUCUCGCCUGCUUUAAUCGCUCACGCUCACCGGUUCGGAAAGAAGGUUCUGGUCAAGUCUAUUGGUGUUCUUUUUAUUCUUCAAGUCGCCAUUAUGAUUUCUGCUAUCUACUCUGGUGGUUCAUACGGAGGCUGGGCAUUCCCCUACGACGAACUCCACCCCAAGCGACUUUUUGUACAGCACAUUAAGAAUAUCACUAGUGGAGAAGCCUCCAUUAUUGUGGCCGAAGCUGACAAGGGUCCUUACACUCUACCCAUUGUGAACCAACUGGAAGAAGCCUUUGGAGUGCAAGCGGAAAAGCGUGGUGGACCUUCGCAUGCUGCCGACUGGGACUCAGUUUAUCCUUUCAGCGCUUUCCUUGGCGGCUACCGUUUCGAUUCCAAUCAGUAUAUCAAAGAUCACACCUCCAAUGGAACUCUGGCUACUUCCAGUGAACCUGUUGGUCUGCAAUUGAGCGGUAAGGUACCUACUGUCAAAUCAUUCGAUAGCCAGUACGAUCAUAAGACGGGCAUCCGCACUUUCUCCGUUAUCUCUAUUGCUCCUUCCUUCACUUGGACCGUCAUCUCCUUUGACGCCCACGUUGUCUCUUGGAACAUUGGUGAUACUCAGCCCCUGAACCACACUUCGCACUACGUUGUUCGCCAUGUUGGUGGCUAUGGAAGCGAUGGUUGGCGACUUGAUCUUCAAGUUCUAGUUCCUGAACACGUUCGUCAACAAGGCGAAGAAGCUGCUCGAGCUUGGACCAUGCGUGCUGAAUUCACUGCUUUGGAGAAGGAAGGGUUCGCAGAUCGUGGUGAUGAACGUCUCAUUGGAGGUGUUGGUAUGCUUGCUGAAGUCAGGAAGUUGCUUCCCAUCUGGACUUCCACAACAUGGCUUGGGUCCGUCGUUGGCGUCUGGGACUUGUAAGACUGCAACUUUGCUUUGGACCACCACCUUUUCUUCCUUGCUUUUUCAAUUGUAAUCUCGCAGCCUUCUAUGUAGAAUAUGUACUUUACGCCUUUGAUACGCAGAUUUCAAUGAACAGCGCAUAUGUUAGAUUUGCAAUUCCAAUAACAUACAGUAAACAUACAUACACAUUUACAAUUCUCUCCUCUCACAUU
Messenger RNA from Umbelopsis ramanniana AG, 3052 nucleotides. RefSeq lists its product as uncharacterized. NCBI's taxonomy places the organism in Eukaryota, Fungi, Mucoromycota, Umbelopsidomycetes, Umbelopsidales, Umbelopsidaceae. Gene Ontology annotation, biological process: proteolysis. Gene Ontology annotation, molecular function: metalloexopeptidase activity. The record is from RefSeq and is a predicted model, not a curated record. The transcript is spliced from 7 exons. The coding region runs from base 81 to 2858 and encodes 925 amino acids.